This is a messenger RNA of Guyanagaster necrorhizus, 879 nucleotides long. RefSeq lists its product as uncharacterized. Gene Ontology annotation, cellular component: THO complex part of transcription export complex. The record is from RefSeq and is a predicted model, not a curated record. Bases 1 to 879 code for a protein of 292 amino acids. Lineage: Eukaryota; Fungi; Basidiomycota; Agaricomycetes; Agaricales; Physalacriaceae. Gene Ontology annotation, biological process: mRNA processing. The transcript has 4 exons.
AUGUCCGUGGCUUCAUCUUCGUUGUCAACGCAGCCGCUAGCACCACUGAGUCUCGAACAAGAAGACCAAAUCAUCCUCGCCCGUAUAACCAAUGAUGAACGAUACCUGCGUCGCGUCAUCAAGAAAUUUCACAACUAUGCUUCCGUAGCGCAUGGCUCUAGUGCCGAGUCUAAGCAAGAUGCAAAAGAGGCUUUUAUCGUCGAGCUAUCGACAUUUCGACUGGCGCUGAAAAAGAGCGCCAUGGUCUGUGAAGCGGAGGCGCGGCAAGUGGAAGAGUACCAGCGCGAGAAGCUUAGAAUAGACGAUGAACAUGGGAAGUUACGGGGUCAGAUUGAGCAGUUGAAAACAUCAUUGGAGCAUGCUCAAAUGCUACGACGCCGGAAGAUGGAGUAUGACUUUGUCACGGAAAAGAUUAACACGCUUCCCAACCGAGAAGAGCUGAACCAAAUGAUUCAAGCAUUUGAAAACGACAUGAUGGCAAUACGCUCUGAACAUGACACACAGAAUCGGACUAUUCAAUCACAGAAAAGCGCAUUGGACACCAUCAUAUCAGAUCUGGGGGCCCUUCGUUCGCUGGGAAAAGAUACCACCGAAAUCCCUGUUUCCCUGCUGGCUAGUCCAAGAGACACCCCUGCCCUUGAGGGUAGUGGCGUUGAAGACAUGGCCGAAACACGUACUGCUACGCCAGCAAUGAAGAUGGAGGAUAGCGAGAAGGAGGAGGGAGAAACGGACAAAGCUACUUCUCAAGAUAUUGAGAUGGGUGAAGUCGAAGAGGAAGACAAAAGUCAGAAAAGCAAGAAGAAAACUAGAGAAGACAUGGAGGAGGGUGAGGCUACGGAUGCCAGUAGCGAAUUGUCUGACCCUCCAGAUGAUGACUAG